Molecule: messenger RNA, 2461 nt
Organism: Magallana angulata
Lineage: Eukaryota; Metazoa; Mollusca; Bivalvia; Ostreida; Ostreidae
Product: tetratricopeptide repeat protein 22-like
Exons: 3
Coding region: 179-2365 (728 amino acids)
Biological process (GO): signal transduction
Molecular function (GO): protein binding
Source: RefSeq, a predicted model, not a curated record
CUCUUCCGAACGAAAACACGUGGGUUAUUCACAGAUAUGAUAAUCGUACGUUUUCCUCUGGAACAAAGCACUUAGCUUAGUGAUUAAAUAAGGAGACGAAAAUGAAAGUGUGAAAAUUAUUGCCGAUCACAGACUUGGGUAAGGAAAGCUCACUUGGGCAUUUAGUUUAGUGGCAGACAUGAACGGAAAAGAAAGAUGGAAAGUAUACAAAGAAAGACCGGGUCUUUUCCAUAUAUCUCUAACUGCAUCACAAAACCCACCAGCUCAACAAAUCAAACACCGAAUCAAAGUGACAGAGAAACUCAUCCGUGAUUUUCCUGAAGGAUUCACGAAUAAAGCUGCACGGAACCUCCUGGGAGUUUUAUAUUUUUACGAUGGACAAUAUUUCCAGGCUGUCGAAACGUUUGAAAGUAUUUUGGAACAUCAGCCUGACUCUUUAACUGCUUUGGCUAAUGUUGCGUUUGUCUAUCAACGUCUGAAGCAAAAUUCGAAAGCAACGAAAUAUCUAAGCGAUCUUUCAGAUGAACAAGACCAAGAGAAAAGUGGAAUAAGUUUGGCAGAUCAAGCAUUUGCAUUCAUCUUUGAUUGUUAUAUGGAAAAAGACGUGAUAGAAAGAAACAAAUUACCCAAAGAACUUUUAGUCCAAAGUCUGGCGAUGCUCAAAAAAUGUAACGAUCAGCAAACUAUCAUGGAAAUUAAGUUUUGGUUGGGCCAGACAUACUACCGCCUUUCUACACAAUGUUACAGACGUAAGGGUAUGGAAGAAGUGGAAAAAGAAUAUGUUUUAAAAGGCUUUAAUGAGUUAGUAGAAAUUAUAAAUAUGACUGACAAGACAGAAUUAUGCGUUUGUAAUGGAAUCGUUUCCACUACGUGGAGUUUUCUUGGCUUGUUACUCUCGCGAAAAGAGAAGAUAGAUGAUAAAAUAAAGAACCGCAUAGAAGAACUAGAUUUAUUGCAAUACCUUGAUAACCCUGAAUCAUGUUUUAAAAAAGGAUUGGAGCAAGCGAAAGUCUCCACCUCGGAUGGUUCCAAUUUAUCUGGCCCUCCUACUGAAUUAUUAAUCCGAUACGCACUGUUUCUAAAGAAUGAAGAUCGGUUAACAGACGCUCUUGAAAAACUCAACGAAGCAUUGGAGAUUGACAAUUCACAAGGAAACUGGUUCGCCUUAACACUGAAAGCUGGAGUAUUGAGACGACUGGAACGGAUAGAUGAGUCCAUUGCAGACCGCAAAUUGGCAUGUUCUUGGAAUGCAACUUCAAUGGAUCUUUGUGAACUAGCUAAGGCAUAUCAAGCUAAGUACGUGUUAUGCGAAGACAAAAACAGUAAGAUAGCACAGGAACACCUUUUGAACGCGUCUGACUGUUUUACCCGAUCGGUUCUAUCACUUGGACAAGAAAAAAGGCCCGAAAUCCACCGCGCGCACGGUAGAUUUCUACGCGAAAUAGGAGAAAUCAAAGAGGCUAUAGAAUGUUUUAAAAGGGCAAUGGAGGUUGAUACUGCAAACAAGGCUAAAACAAGUUUUUGUCAGUUGUUUGAAACGCUGCUUUUAUAUUACAGGAGAAGCCAAAAUAGUGAGAGGAGGAAAAUAAUGCACGAAAUGACAUAUUUUUAUGACGUCACAUUGCGAAAACACGGAGAAUUAACAAAAGAAACCGAACAAUUCCUAACGAACUAUGAAGAAGAAAUGGCGACUCUGACGGCAUACCUUAAACAUAGUAGAUCCGAUCCGCAUUUUAAUGUCAAUGGUAAAAGUGUGUCUGAUAUCAUUACUUCAGUGGUAAAAGAGGAUGCUUUUCAAAAAUGGCUCAUUAUAGUAGAAGAAAAGGAAACGUACUUAAUAGACCAAGAAGAAACGAAACUUGCCGAAAAGAAAAAUAAUCUGUGUUUGAAGUGUAGAGGUCCCGUGAUCGAGCGACAACUCUCGGUUUUUCCCGACCCUCGUGCGAAACCACGAAGUCUGAAGUACCCGUAUGACUUCUAUGUGAUAUUCUCUCCGACGGACAGAGAUUGGGUGUGUCAUAUUCUAUUAGAAACGUUGGAAGUGUCAUAUGGCUACAAAGGAGCAAUUGCAGAAAGAGACAUAAGACCGGGAUCAACUGAUAUUUACGAACGCGUAAAACUUAUUCAGAAUUGUUCCAAAAUACUUGUGAUUCUUGGCCAAGAAUUUGAAGGAAAUCUAGAGUGUGAAUAUGAGUUGUCCCAUGCCCUGAAAAGGAAGCAUGAAGACAACUUGGAAAAUGUCCUGAUUCCGAUUCUUCGUACUGUGGACGGACUUCAUCAGAGCUUAAGAACAAUAACUUUUCUGGAUGCGGUGGAUGAUUGUGAUUGGAACAAGCUUAUCAAAGCUAUGGAGUCAAUGCCAUGAUAUACUGUAAACUCCUAAUCAAAUGCGAGGAACUAAUUUUCGCUGUUGAAGAUCAACAAAAAGUCUCAUGUUUGUUAACCGGGUUUUCCAACGGAA